Ornithorhynchus anatinus (platypus) is the source of this 748-nucleotide messenger RNA. RefSeq names its product small integral membrane protein 33 (gene SMIM33). The record is from RefSeq and is a predicted model, not a curated record. The coding region runs from base 353 to 748 and encodes 131 amino acids. Lineage: Eukaryota; Metazoa; Chordata; Mammalia; Monotremata; Ornithorhynchidae. The transcript has 2 exons.
GGGUGAGGCCCGAGAGAGCGCGGAUGGGCGGAAGAGAAAGCGCGGGAGAGGGUGACUGUGUAUGUGUGUGUGUGACCACAGCGGGUGUGUGUGUGUGUCUGUGUGCAGAAGGUGUGUGGGCCUCAGAUGCGGGACGUGGCAGGUCCUGGCUAGGAGAGGGACAGGUCCCGCCGCCUCCGACUUCCCCGGGAGCCCCCCCAGACACACGCCUCCGCUCCCCGCGGCGAGAGCCCGGAUCCCCCGGCCUCCACGGCCCAGGAAAUGAAGCGCGCUGCGCCCGGUAAGGGCCCCGGGAAUCCGACCGACCGAGAGCGUCCCUUCCUCUGGGAAUCCGUCUCCCGCCCAACCCACGAUGAACGGCUCCACGGCGAGCGAGCGGCGGCGACGGCCGGAGCCCCCGGACCCGCGGGGCUGGACGGCCCAGCCCGGCCCCAAGGGGGAGGCCCGGCAGGGGGACGGGCUGCCCGUCCUCGCCGUCAUCGUGGCGCUCUUCGUCCUGCUGGCCGUCUGCAUCGUCGUCGCCGUCCGCUACGGGCCGGGGCUGCGUAAGGUGCGGCUGGACCUGCGCCCGCCGCCGCGGCCGCCCCGGGGCCCGGAGGCGGGCACCGUCCGCCUGACCCGCUGGAGGAGGCUGGGCUCCCAGCGCCCGCUGGCCGGGAGGCCCGCCACCCCGGACCGCGACGGCUCCCCGCUCCCGGCGCCCGCCGGGGCCACCGGGUCCGGCCUCGUGGAGGUCACCUACCUGUAG